UCCUCUUACAUAAAAGAAGAAGAAAAUUCUCGACAGCGCGUGUCUAGAAUGUUACUGAUAACGGGUUGUUUCGACAGCGCGUGUUGUUAAUAAUUCAUAGAUGAAUCAGAUACGUUGCAGGAAGUAUACACACGGCAUCGAACUAUUGCUACGAAAAGCAUACUUUUCCAUGUUUCCUUCUGUCUCGACAUGAAGUGUUUCAUAUUUACCGUUUUAUUGAUCACAGUGGUCCUCCUUGUAACAGUACAAGGUCAAGGUGGUAGUCCUGGUUCUCCUGGGGCACCAGGUACACCAGGUUGCCCUGGUGGUCCAGGAGGCGACGGUAGUCCAGGAGGCGCUGCUGGUCCAGGAGGCACUGGUGGUUCUGGAGGCACUGGUGGCCAGGGAGGCACAGGUUCUCGUUGCGGUAGUUCAGAUUGCCCUGGUGGUCCAGGAGGGGCUGGUGGUCCAGGGGGCCCUGGUGGUCGAGGAGGCACUGGUGGUCCAGGAGGCCGUGGUGGCCAGGGAGGCUAUGGUAAUCCUAAUGGUUCUCCUGGUUCUCCUGGACCACAAGGUAGUCCAGGUAGCCCUGUUGGUCCAGGAGGCGCCGAAGUUCCAGUGAGAGCUGUUGCUCCAGGAAGCGCUGGUGGAUUGAUCAUGCUACCCUUGUAUCCAGAGUGUGCCACUUAUGGUAAAUUAAUGCACGAUAUGUUUGAAGAAAUGCGGAAUGAUAAUCAAGUUGGACCAGAACAAUGUGAAUCAGGAAAUCAUACAAUAUGCAUGUCUGAAGAUAUGGAAAAGGUUCGCUGUGCAGUAACUGAGCCAAUGCCACAAGACUGUGUUGAUAAGAUUAUGGAGUUUGUACAAGGAAAUUUAUGCUCCGGAGCCGAAGUUUGAUGAAAUCGAAAUUUAAAUUGUAAAUAUAACUGUUGCCACCUUUUAUGAUGAAACAUGAAAUGUCGGUGAAAUAAAUAUAUUCAAUUAUAAAA
Parasteatoda tepidariorum (common house spider) is the source of this 968-nucleotide messenger RNA. RefSeq lists its product as uncharacterized. Lineage: Eukaryota; Metazoa; Arthropoda; Arachnida; Araneae; Theridiidae. The record is from RefSeq and is a predicted model, not a curated record.